AUGCAUCGCAACUGCCGCCUCCCUUCUGAAACUCUGUUUCUAUGCAGGCGAGACUCAUCGCUUACGAAGUUGCCCGAAGAGGGAGAUGAGGUCGAGGAGCUUGAGGCUGACUGCGAAGAGUUCGAUGGAAUUGGUGGCGUUGCCCAGGCUGGGAGUUAUGAGCCGUCUCAAGAAGGCAUGAGCCCCCUUCGCUUGGGCAAUGGUGUAUGGGUGCUGCUGGUCUUUGGCUUGAUCCGUGCGCUGAAGGGUGGCAUUUGCAGGAGGGUACAGGAGUUACUUUUCGAUCAAACAGUCUUCACCUCGGGCGGCUGGGUGAGCAACGCCGGCGAUGGAAACUAUGGCACUCCCAGCUACAGCAUGGCGCAUGGCUAUUGUUUGCUGGAAGGGCGAAUUAAUGGUGACAUAGUGAGUGGUGGAGGAACCUUGACGACCCUUCCGGUGGAGUGUUGGCCCAUGCGCAAACUGAUCUUCAGCAAAGCCCUGUACAACGGCCCCAUCCACGUGGAUGUCAAUCAGUAUGGCGAGGUGUCCUACCACACGGACACCAGCGCCAAAGGAAGCAUCAGCCUGUCCGGUAUCAUCUUCAGCGCUCCAAGUGAUGGGAAGCGGUUCCUGCCCACAGUGGGGGUUUGGUACUCCGACAACACUGCCUUUGGUGAUGCCACGUUCUACAUGACCAGCGGCUUCUGCCUGGUGGAUGCGCGCCUCAAGGGUGGCAGCUUUGCGGCCGGUGAGCAGCUGGCCACGCUGCCCGAGGGAUGUCGACCCACCAAACGGCUCAGCUUCAGUGUGAACCACCAGAAGUACCCACACCGUGUGGAUGUGACGCCGGUAAAGUGCUGUGGCGGGCCAAACAAAAUGGUCCUGGUUGAGCCAUGUUGA
Cladocopium goreaui is the source of this 882-nucleotide messenger RNA. The record is from the annotation of a GenBank genome assembly. NCBI's taxonomy places the organism in Eukaryota, Dinophyceae, Suessiales, Symbiodiniaceae.